AUGGGGCUUGAAAUGUCGUUUCAAACAAAGGAUCAGAUAUGUUUUGUAAUGGACCUGAUGGCGAGCGACUUGUAUAAUUAUCUGCAACGUUAUCCUUCGUACUGCGUCCGCAAUGCUCGCAGGUGGGGUGCGCAAAUGACCCUUGGGAUCAACGCCCUGCACGAGAUAGGGAUUAUCCAUCGGGACAUCAAAACCGAAAACAUCCUGAUCGACGUUCGAGAGAACGUGCGCAUCAUCGACUUUGGCGUGAGUUAUGUAAACAAAGACGAAGGACCCUUGGACCGACAGCAGAAUUAUUCUUCGGAACCGGUGGGAACGACACACAUCAUGGCACCGGAGGUCCUGCGCAACGGAUCCGACCGCCGUCCUUCGAUGUACGGAGCACCGGCAGACUGGUGGUCGUUAGGUUGUGUCCUCUACGAGCUUGUGUCGAAGGAGCACGAGUCGCUCUUCGUUACAGAGGACGACGUAUUUUCCUAUGUUUCUUGGUGCUCCAGCCGCGACAGGGCAUCCAAACGGUUCCCUGCCAUUGAAGAAUUGAAGGGAAAUCUCGCGGAUUUGAUCUCUGGACUGCUGCAACCCGACCCGUCAUCGCGGUUUGGGUUCGCUGAAGUCGUAAAUCAUAGAUCGUUUGCGUCUAGAUCCGGCAGGUCAGAAUUCACUGACGCACACUCUCGCGGUGAGUUGAAUCUGAUUUGUCUGUGA
Molecule: messenger RNA, 705 nt
Organism: Suillus fuscotomentosus
Lineage: Eukaryota; Fungi; Basidiomycota; Agaricomycetes; Boletales; Suillaceae
Product: kinase-like domain-containing protein
Exons: 5
Coding region: 1-705 (234 amino acids)
Biological process (GO): intracellular signal transduction; peptidyl-serine phosphorylation
Molecular function (GO): ATP binding; protein serine/threonine kinase activity
Source: RefSeq, a predicted model, not a curated record